GGGGGGGGGGGGGAGUAGGAGGACAUUGAAAGGGACCCUAUUGAUUACCCCCUUCGUUUUAUUGAUUAUUGCUACUAGUAUAGACAAACUACCAUAGUAUCUUUCUAUCGUAACACAAUGUUAUAAGGAAAAAAAACCUUCCAUAGAUGAUCUGACAAUUUUAUAUGUAAAAUUAUACCAACACAUAAAAAUGUGUGAUCAAAUUGAGAUUAAAAGUGCAAAAGUAAAAACGAAAUUUGAUGAAAUUAUGAUCAAAGAUAGGAAAAUCAUGAGAGAAUUGGACAAAAUUGUAAGUGAAAUCACAUCAGUGGAUAGGAAACCUUAUCUAAUUAAAAUUGUUAUUGAUAUCUGUCCGAUAUUACACUAUUCCCAAAACAGAACUUGUCUUUUUUGCGACCGCCCACGCUAUUUUUUAAUCUUUACUUCUGAUUGAAGUAUUUCACUGUGUGGAAUAAAAUAGUGUGCUGGCUAAUCGAAAGAAGUAAACAUAGACGGUAAGUUAAGGCAGCUUUGUUUUUCGAGUCAAAUUUAUGAUUUUAGUUUGGUGGAUAUGAAAAGAUCUUAAUAAAAAUCAAGUCAAAUUAAUAACGGAUUUUUGUUUGUUUGUUUUAGAGAUUCCAUCAUGCUGUUCAAGGUGUUGUUAUUAGCUUUAUUGGCAUCAGGCUGUGCAAGAUUCUUCGAAGAAAUAGAAGACGAAGAAGAAUUUUUCGGCAUGCUAAACGACCCUACACCUACACAAGUUGUGGAAAAUACUCAAUUACCUUCCAGUACAAAAGUCGCAGAAACUACUCAGUUACCUCCCAGUACAAAAGAAAAUAUUGUUGUUGGUUCGCCUUUUCCUCCUACAAAAAUAACAGAAAGAACUGGCGGUAAAGGAAAGAAACCUGAUGUAGAGAAAAUGAAUCCCUUACUCAUUAAAGAAAUGAUGAAGAACAUCGCAUUUCAACAACAGGUUAUGAAAAUCAUUGCAUUUAACAUCCACAUGAAAAUAUAUUCUUUGAUGAAAGAGAUGAAAGAAAUGAAAGAAUUCGCUAAAAACAACUUCGUCAAGAAGACAAAAUAAUCAAUAUGAUUGCACAAGGAUCGUGAACUAACUUUUUUUGUAUCUGUAUAUGAGUUUUGUAAUGAAAUAUAAACGAACGUG
Molecule: messenger RNA, 1144 nt
Organism: Hydractinia symbiolongicarpus
Lineage: Eukaryota; Metazoa; Cnidaria; Hydrozoa; Anthoathecata; Hydractiniidae
Exons: 6
Coding region: 623-1063 (146 amino acids)
Source: RefSeq, a predicted model, not a curated record